This is a messenger RNA of Antechinus flavipes (yellow-footed antechinus), 7269 nucleotides long. RefSeq names its product fms related receptor tyrosine kinase 1 (gene FLT1). Lineage: Eukaryota; Metazoa; Chordata; Mammalia; Dasyuromorphia; Dasyuridae. Gene Ontology annotation, molecular function: vascular endothelial growth factor receptor activity; ATP binding. Gene Ontology annotation, biological process: vascular endothelial growth factor receptor signaling pathway; multicellular organism development; positive regulation of angiogenesis. Gene Ontology annotation, cellular component: signaling receptor complex; plasma membrane. Bases 399 to 4424 code for a protein of 1341 amino acids. The transcript has 30 exons. The record is from RefSeq and is a predicted model, not a curated record.
AAUUGAUGUCCGCAGGAGGCUAAAAGGAGCGCACCCGUCGGACACUCCCUCUUUUCCUCCUUGGCGGCGGCGGAGGCAGCAGCAGCAGCAAAGACUGCCGCGGCGGCAGUAGCUGAGGAGAGCAGCACGGCGUCCUGGGGACGGCAGCAGUGGGCUCCCCGGCACUCACCAGCAGACUGGAGGCAGGCGCGGGUUUGAGGAUUAAAAAUUGAAUGGUUACGCUUUUUCCGGGCCCGAGCAGCCGCGCUGCCUAGCGCGACAGAGAAACCUUGGGGACCAGGAACCGGAGGCACUGGAGGAGUUGAACCAGAGCGCAGGGGGCCCUAUCAGGCAUUAUUUUUUGGCGCCUCUGGGAAAAGAAGCGAUAGUCAUCUAUCCACCUCGCCGCGUCCCUUACCAUGUUCAGCUGGGUGGUCACCGGGGCCGCGCUUUCCGUCCUACUGGGCUGUCUGCUUCUCACAGGAUCCAGCUCAGGAUCAAAAUUGAAAGGACCUGAACUAAGUUUAAAAGGCACACAACAUGUCAUUCAAGCAGACCAGACGUUAUAUCUUAAAUGCAGGGGGGAAGUGGCCCAUUCAUGGUCUUUGCCUAAGACUGUGAGUAAAGAAAGCAAAAGACUGAGCAUCACCACAUCUGUCUGUGGAAGGAAUGGUAAACAGUUCUGUAGCACCCUGACUUUGGUCAAGGCACAGGCCAACCACACGGGCUACUAUAGCUGCAGAUACUUAUCCACACCUGUUUCAAAGAAAAAGAGAACAGAAUCUACAAUCUAUAUAUUUAUUAAUGACACAGGUAGUCCAUUUGUAGAGCCUCACAGCACCAUGCCUGAAACUGUUCAUAUGACUGAAGGACAGGAAAUGAUUAUUCCUUGUCGAGUGUCAGCGCCAGACUUCACCGUUACUUUGAAAAAGUUUCAGGUUCCUGAUGUGAAAACCUUUAUUCCUGAUGGGAAGACAAUAAUCUGGGACAAUAAAAGGGGUUUUAUUGUACCAAAGCCAACAUACAGAUUUAUAGGACUUUUGAGCUGUGAAACAACAGUCAAUGGCCAUUUAUAUAGCACAAAUUAUCUAACAUAUCGACAAGACAACAAAAUCAUUGAUGUCCAGUUAAGUACACAAUAUCCAAUCAAAUUGCUGAAAGGUCAGACUCUUGCCCUCAAUUGUACUGUUACUGCUGCCUGGAACACAAGAGUUCAGAUUAUUUGGAAUUAUCCUGGUGAAGCAAAUAAUAGAGCUUCUGUAACUCCCCGGUUUGAUACAAGAAAUUCCCAAGCCAAUGUAUUCUACAGCACUCUUAUAAUUGACAAAGUGCAAAGCAAAGACAAAGGACUUUAUACUUGUCAGGUGAAGAGUGGACCAUCCUUCAAAUCUGCUAACACUACAGUGCAUGUAUAUGAAAAACCAUUCAUCACUGUGAAACAUCGAAAACAGCAGGUGCUUGAAACGAUAGCAGGCAAACGGUCCUAUCGGCUUUCCAUGAAAGUGAAGGCAUUUCCCUCACCAGAGGUUGUAUGGUUAAAGAAUGGGUUACCUGCUACUGAGAAAUGUGCUCGAUAUGUGGCCCAUGGCUAUUCACUAAUUAUCAAGGAUGUGGCAGAAGAGGAUGCAGGAGAUUAUACCAUCUUGCUGAGCCUAAAACAAGCAAAAAUAUCCAAAAAUCUAACAACCACUCUCAUUGUAAAUGUGAAACCCCAAAUUUAUGAAAAAGCUGUAUCAUCAUUCCCAGAUCCUAAUCUCUACCCACUGAGUAGCCAGCAGAGUCUGACUUGUACUGUUUAUGGUGUUCCCCAACCUACAAUUAAGUGGAUUUGGCAUCCUUGUAACCAAAAUUAUUCUAAAACGAGGUAUGACUUUUGCUCUGACAGUGACAGAUCUUUCAACUUGGAUGCUGACAGCAAUAUUGGAAAUAGAAUCCAGACUAUCACUCAACGUAUGGCCAUAAUAGAAGGAAAGAAUAAGAUUGCAAGCACUCUGGUUGUGGCAGACACUAGAGCUUCUGGAAUCUAUAGCUGUGUGGCUUCCAAUAAAGUUGGACAUGUGGAAAGAAACAUUAGCUUUUAUGUCACAGAUGUGCCCAAUGGAUUUCAUGUUAACUUGGAAAAAAUGCCCGCUGAAGGAGAGGAUUUGAAAUUAUCUUGCAUGGUCAGCAAAUUCUUAUACAGAGACAUUACUUGGAUUUUGCUGCGAACAGUGAACAAUAGAACAAUGCACCAUAGCAUCAGUAAACAAAAAAUGGCCAUCACCAUGGAGUACUCUAUAAUACUCAAUCUCACUAUCAAGAAUGUUUCCCUGGAAGAUUCAGGCACCUAUGCCUGCAGAGCCAGGAACAUUUAUACCGGGGAAGAAAUUCUUCAAAAGAAAGAAGUUACAAUUAGAGAUCAGGAAGCACCUUACCUCCUCCGUAACCUCAGUGAUCAGAUAGUGGCCAUCAGCAACUCCACCACUUUAGACUGUCAGGCAAAAGGUGUGCCAGAACCACAGAUAACCUGGUUUAAAAACAACCAUGAAAUACAGCAAGAGCCAGGUAUUAUUUUGGGCCCAGGAAGCAGCACGCUGUUUAUUGAAAGAGUCACAGAAGAGGAUGAAGGUUUCUACCGUUGCAGAGCCACCAACCAGAAGGGCUCUGUCCAGAGUUCAGCAUACCUCACUGUACAAGGAACUUCAGAUAAAUCCAACCUGGAGCUGAUAACUCUGACAUGUACGUGUGUGGCUGCAACACUGUUCUGGCUCUUAUUGACUCUCUUUAUCCGAAAACUGAAAAGGACUUCUUCUGAAAUAAAAACAGAUUACCUAUCAAUUAUAAUGGAUCCAGAUGAAGUUCCUCUUGAUGAGCAAUGUGACCGUCUACCCUAUGAUGCCAGCAAGUGGGAGUUUGCCCGAGAAAGACUUAAGCUGGGAAAAUCACUUGGACGUGGAGCUUUUGGAAAAGUGGUCCAAGCAGCUGCAUUUGGCAUUAAGAAAUCGCCCACGUGCCGGACAGUGGCUGUGAAAAUGCUGAAAGAGGGGGCCACAGCCAGUGAAUACAAAGCGUUGAUGACUGAGCUUAAGAUCCUGACCCACAUUGGACAUCAUCUGAAUGUGGUGAACCUGCUGGGAGCCUGCACCAAGCAUGGAGGUCCUCUCAUGGUGAUAGUUGAAUAUUGCAAAUAUGGAAAUUUAUCCAACUAUCUCAAGAGCAAAAGAGAUUUCUUCUUUCUCAAUAAGGAUGCAGCCUUACAGACUGAGCCCAAGAAGGAAAAGGAAUCUGAACUUGAGCAUGGCAAGAAACAAAGACUGGACAGUGUCACCAGCAGCGAGAGCUUUGCAAGCUCCGGAUUUCAGGAAGAUAAAAGUCUGAGUGAUGUUGAGGAGGAAGAGGAGGAUUCUGAUGAUUUCUACAAGCAACCCAUCACCAUGGAAGAUCUCAUUUCAUACAGUUUUCAAGUGGCCAGAGGCAUGGAGUUUUUAUCUUCUAGAAAGUGCAUUCACCGUGAUCUGGCAGCCCGAAACAUCCUUUUAUCUGAAAACAAUGUAGUGAAGAUUUGUGACUUUGGACUCGCUAGAGAUAUUUACAAGAAUCCUGAUUAUGUGAGAAAAGGAGAUACCCGGCUUCCUCUUAAGUGGAUGGCUCCUGAAUCCAUCUUUGACAAAAUUUAUAGCACUAAAAGUGAUGUGUGGUCUUAUGGGGUGCUGCUAUGGGAAAUAUUCUCUUUAGGUGCUUCUCCAUACCCAGGAGUGCAAAUUGAUGAAGAUUUCUGCAGUCGUUUGAAGGAAGGCACAAGAAUGAGAGCUCCAGAAUAUGCUACUUCUGAAAUCUAUCAAAUUAUGUUGGAUUGCUGGCAUAAAGAUCCCAAAGAGAGACCAAGAUUUUCUGAAUUGGUGGAAAAACUAGGAGACUUACUUCAAGCAAAUGUGCAAAAGGAUGGUAAAGACUAUAUCCCCCUGAAUAAUAUACUGACAGGAAAUAAUGGGUUUUCUUAUUCCACCUCUGCCUUCUCUGAAUCCUAUUUCAAAGAAGAUAAUUCAACUCCAAAAUUCAAUUCAGGAAGUUCUGAUGAUGUCAGAUAUGUAAAUGCUUUCAAAUUCACACACCCACAGAGAGUAAAAACCUUUGAAGAGCUUUCCCCAAAGGCUACUUCUGUGUUCGAGGAUUACCAGGCAGAUAGCGGCAUGGUGUUGGCACCCCAAGAGCUAAAGCGCUUCACUUGGACAGAGAGCAAACCUAAGUCCACCUUGAUGUUUGGCUUAAAAGUGACCAGCAAAAGCAAGGAAUCGGGGCUUUCUGAUAUGACCAGGCCUAAUUUCUGCCAUUCCAGCUGUGGUCAUGUCAAUGAAAUCAAUCGCAGAUUUACAUAUGACAACUCUGACCUGGAAAGGAAGAUCUCAUGCUGCUCUCCUCCUCCAGACUACAAUUCAGUGGUCUUGUACUCCAACCCUCCAGUAUAAAACUUUAGUAUAAAGAAAUAUUGCAGGAAACAAGUGCAUACUUAUAUCUGAUAUAAAUUAGCUUUCUCCAGUGUAAUACACUUAUGUUUUAACCCCUUUCCUUUUCACAAGAGCCAUUUUAAUUUUUUUAAGAGUACUUUUCCAGACUAACAAAAAAUAAAUAAACAUAAGCAUUAACAGAGGCAUUCUCACUAAAGCCUCUAGAUAUUUAGUAAAGGAUCUAAAUUAUUUCUGGGCCCAACAGCAUAACCCUAUCCUCUUAGGCCCCUGGGGAGUCUCACACCUGGUUCAUUUGGAAAAUCAAGAAAGAAUAUUGAUCAGUGAAAGAAAUCAAAAAGGUAGCAUGAUAUAAAGAGCACUGACUUGGAGCCAGGGAUCUGGACCCAUAUUUCAGCUUAAUUUGGGAAAAUUACUUAGAUUUUGAUUUCCUGACCUAUUAAAUGAAAGCGUUGGAUCAAUUCUGAAGUCUAUUUUCCUAUUUUCUAGGAGAGCAAUAACUAUCUUUGGUUUUUAUUCUAAAGAUCUCUGGGUUUUAGGACACCCUUUUGUCUGGAGACCCAGCAGCAUUGAAACCAAUAACAGAAUUUUUUUUAAGCUCUGAGGGACAACAGCAAGCUAAAUGUUUAUCAUGGAAACAACAAAUAGACUCAAAAUAUAGGAAUGGGAUAUAGGAGAGAAGAGUAGACAAAAGAAAGGAAAAGCCAAAAAAAAAAAAAAAAAAAAAAAGAAGAAGAGAGAGACAUUUCUCUGUGGUAGGGAUUAGGAAAAUAGCAUAGCACCUACUUCAUAAAGAGGUUUCAUGCCUCUUCCUAACCUAAUAUAUCUUAGAUUUGGAGCAUAUAAAAAUGAAGGAAGAAAGAAUGAUGGAGUAAGAGAAAAGAAAUUUCCCCUGAAUUCCAGGAGAGGAAGGGAAGAAAAAAGACAUUCCUUGGAAAUAUUAUUGUGUAAAACAUUCUCAUACCAAGAAAUUUUCAUUGUGAUAAUUCGUAGCACUGUACCAUCGAUCAUGUCCUAUCCUGCUAGCCUUAACAAAUCUCAUUGAUCUAUCUUUUCUAUGCACAGAGUUCUGGACACACUGUGCCAGGAUGACUCCUGCUUCCAUUCAUGGUUCACAUGAAGCUUAGGGUCAUUAGUUUGGUCUAAUGACUGUUGGGUCUAAUAAAUGCUGGAUGUUGGGCUCAGGGUCUUAUGAUAAUGAAUGUCAUUUUCAUUAGUAGGAUUUAUGUACAGGCGCUAAAUAAACUAUUUAUGUAACUUUUGUAUCAGAUUUUGUAUAGUGAUUCAUAAAAGGAAGUUUAGAGAGAAGAUGUAGUUUUUAAAGAGAGACCGUAAGGGCAAGAUUUUCAAAUUGACAAAAUAAAAGCUGGGGAGUGGGAGAGAAAAAAAGUCCACCUCUGAAACCAAUUAGACUAAUUCAUCUCCUACCAUAUGAUCAGGCAACAAGAAAGAUACUGAAAUCUCUAUUUCAGCUGAAUAACUAAUCUGAUUGGGAUUCCUUCCCUCCUAGACAGAAUUCUGGGGGGGAGGGGGAGAGGGGGGGGAGGGAUAAUGAACUAGAGAAUAUCUAUUAAGUACUUUAAAAUCCUUGUAAAGUUUUAUGUCUUCUAUGCAAGCUAUUAGAACUGGGUGAUAUUGGCUAAUCAGCCACCACUUUCAUUUCUAUCCCUUGCCUUAAGUCAUUGGGCCUAAGCAGUGAGGGAUGAAAGAUGCUAGUCAGGAUGUCAAAAAUGAUUUCUUUUUAGGAUCUGGAGAUUUAGAAAGGCCUGGCUUGAGCUGAAACUCAUAAAGGAAAUUUUAAAGCUAGAGUUUGGUCAGGCUUGAAGAUGUCCAUAAAAAGACACGUACUGGGAUCUCUAGCCAAAAGCAGACAGACCAACCAGAAUUAUGGAAAUUGUCACUCUCUUAGGACACACUACAUGUCAUUGUCCUCAAAUGUAUAAAUUGAAUGAGAGAGAAAUUUAUGCUUUCCUAUUUGAUAUACUCUUUCCAGAGUUCUCAUUUUGUCCCAGAGUUCCAUUUGCAAGGAAAAAGAAAGAACAAAGUACCAUCUAAAUGGGGGCUUCCCAGCAAGGAAAAUGGAAGUCUAAAAGUGAGUAGUGAGUGGGUCCUGAUGAUCUCAAUUUAACAGAGGAGAAAUGAAUAGGGGGGGGAAAGUAUAAGGUCAGUAUCUGUGGGAAGAUUCUUCCCAUGUUCACACUUCCCUCCUAUCAUAGCUGACUAGAAAGCCAAAAACAUCAGGAAAUAAAACUGGAAUUAAAAAAAAAAAAAAAAAAGAUAAAAACCCAAGCCAAUUUUUUAAUUUUCCAAAUCAGACAAAAACAAUGCUGUAGAAAAGCUUACAAUUAAGUUGUCAGACCCAGAAGCUCCAAAGUCAGGCAGCAUCAUUUUGGAAUUAAAAUUUUAAAGUUAAUUUCAUAAUUAAUGAGAAGAUGGAAUGCUGCAAGUAGAGUGGAGAACAUCUUAUCAUUUUGUACUCAGGAAAAAUUGUUAAUUACACAUUCAAAGCAAUGCUUUGGCACUGAUGAAGCAUUAGAGUUAUGCCUGGUUUCUCAGUCCAUAAGAAUAUUGAACCAGAAGCCUAAUCUUUCUAAUACAUCUUUCAUCAAGUGGGUAGAAACUAUAUGUGUGUGUAUGUGUGUGUGUGUGUAUAUAUAUAUAUAUAUAUAUUUAUAUGUAUAUGCUUUUGUGCACAAAUAUUUAAGGAAACUGGAAUUUUUAAGUUACUUUUAUAUAAACAGGAUGUAUGCUGCAGAUAUGAAUGAGUUUUGAUCAUGUCUUGUAUUGCUAGUCAUUUAACAAAAUGUAUUUUAAAUAUCUUCAAAUAAUAAAUUAACUCUCCAAAACA